GCCCGCCCGGCCCCGGGGAGGGAUGCGGCGGCGCGGUGCCCAGGAUGCCCCGCAGCCCCGGGACGCGCCUCAAACCCGCCAAGUACAUCCCGGUGGCCACGGCCGCCGCGCUGCUGGUCGGCUCCAGCACCCUGUUCUUCGUGUUCACGUGCCCAUGGUUGACAAGAGCUGUGUCUCCAGCCAUUCCUGUCUACAAUGGCAUCAUCUUCCUCUUUGUCCUGGCCAACUUCAGUAUGGCCACCUUCAUGGAUCCUGGAGUCUUUCCCCGAGCGGACGAGGACGAGGACAAGGAAGAUGACUUCCGAGCCCCACUGUACAAGAAUGUGGAUGUGCGGGGCAUCCAGGUCCGCAUGAAGUGGUGUGCAACAUGCCACUUCUACCGUCCACCACGCUGCUCGCACUGCAGUGUCUGCGACAACUGUGUAGAGGACUUUGACCAUCACUGUCCCUGGGUCAACAACUGCAUCGGGCGCCGCAACUACCGUUACUUCUUCCUGUUCCUGCUGUCACUCAGUGCGCACAUGGUGGGUGUCGUGGCCUUUGGACUAGUCUACGUGCUGAACCACUCAGAGGGGCUGGGAGCCGCCCACACCACCAUCACCAUGGCUGUCAUGUGUGUGGCUGGCCUCUUCUUCAUUCCUGUCAUUGGCCUCACUGGCUUUCAUGUGGUGCUGGUCACGCGGGGGCGUACCACCAAUGAGCAGGUGACUGGGAAGUUCCGUGGGGGUGUGAAUCCUUUCACCCGAGGCUGCUGUGGGAACGUGGAGCAUGUGCUAUGCAGCCCCCUGGCACCCCGGUACGUGGUGGAGCCCCCCAGGCUGCCACUCUCAGUGAGCCUGAAGCCACCCUUCCUCCGGCCUGAGCUCCUGGAGCGAGCCGUGCCCCUCAAGGUUAAACUCAGCGACAAUGGGCUGAAGGCUGGCCGCAGCAAGUCCAAGGGCAGCUUAGACCAGCUGGAUGAGAAACCUCUGGACCUUGGACCACCACUGCCCCCUAAGAUAGAGGCUGGCACCUUUGGAGGAGACUUGAAGACCCCAAGACCAGGCAGUGCAGAGAGUGCCCUAUCAGUGCAGAGAACCAGUCCUCCAACACCUGCCAUGUAUAAGUUCCGGCCGGCCUUCCCCACUGGUCCUAAGACACCUUUUUGUGGACCUAGUGAGCAGGUUCCAGGCCCUGACUCCCUUACUCUGGCGGAAGACAGCACCCACAGUCUAGACUUUGUGUCUGAGCCCAGCCUGGACCUCCCAGACCACGGGCCUGGUGGCCUGCACUCUGCCUACCCUCCUUCCCCUCCCCUCAGUACCACCGAUGCCUUCUCAGGUGCCUUGCGUUCCCUGAGUCUCAAGGCUGCCAGCCGGCGGGGUGGGGACCACAUGACCUUGCAGCCACUGCACUCUGAGGGUGGGCCCCCCACACCCCACCGUGGUCUUUUUGCCCCUCAUGCACUGCCCAACCGAAAUGGCAGCUUGUCCUAUGACAGUCUGCUUAAUCCUGGCUCACCCAGUGGCCACACAUGCCCCACACACCCUUCAGUGGGCAUGGCCGGCUACCACUCGCCCUACUUGCACCCUGGGGCAGCAGGAGAUCCACCACGGCCCCCACCCCGCAGUUUCAGCCCUGUACUGGGUCCCCGGCCUCGGGAACCCUCUCCUGUACGCUAUGACAACCUUUCUCGGACCAUCAUGGCCUCUAUCCAGGAGCGCAAGGACAGGGAAGAGCGUGAAAGGCUGCUGCGCUCCCAGGCUGACUCACUCUUUGGCGACUCAGGUGUCUAUGACACACCUAGCUCCUACAGCUUGCAGCAGGCCAGUGUGUUAUCCGAAGGGCCCCGUGGCUCUGUGCUGCGCUAUGGCUCUAGGGAUGACCUCAUGGCGGGGCCUGGCUUCGGUGGUGCCCGAAAUCCCGCCCUGCAGACAUCGCUGUCCUCACUGUCGAGCUCCAUGAGUCGGGCGCCGCGGACAUCUUCCUCCUCCCUGCAGGCUGACCAGGCCAACAACAAUGCCCCAGGACCCCGGCCUGGCAGUGGUUCGCACAGGUCGCCUGCACGACAGGGCCUGCCUUCCCCACCUGGCACUCCCGGCUCGCCCUCCUACACAGGCCCCAAGGCGGUGGCCUUCAUCCACACAGACCUCCCGGAACGGCCGCCCUCACUGGCUAUGCAGAGGGGGCGAAUUGGCACCUGUAGCCGUGGAUGGGGGUGGCGUGGUCCACCCAGGGGGACCCCCGGCCUGCACCUAUGCCACCUUGGCCAUCCCGAGGAUCGCCCGCCGCUGCGGGCACCCUGGAGCACGGCCGCUGGGGCGCCCCCCCGAGGGACCAUGUGUCGGCUACAUUCUGCUGCGUCCAGCCUUUUCCCAAGCCUCUCAGGGCCCUAGCAGGGCACCAGAAGACGGCUCUAAGGCCGUGAACAACCUGCUGGGGACCCAGGAGACCAGGCUGCAAUAGAGCCUUGGGUGGGGCUGGCUGUGUCCUGGGGGCAUCCCCUGUCCACCAGUCACAUCUUGACUGAUCAGCCUGCCAGGGCCCAAUGACUCUGUGUCCAAGUGACCUCAGGAAGUCCCCCUACCUGCUGCAGGGGUCCAAUGCCCCACUGGGGGUUGCCCCAGAGCUGCUGGGGACCAGCAUGACCUUCACCCCAGCCUCUCUACCCUUUCUUCCAAGCACUUUAAGCCACUUCUUCCCAGGGAGCCCAGGCCUCUGUGGGUUGGGCUGGGGUGGGGGUCUCAGGUUGUUCCUGCAGGUUACUGCACUCCCUCUACUCCACCUCCAGCACAUGAACAGAUGCCUUAAAGUCCUAGAGCUGCCAGUCAACCCACUAGUCAGCCAUGGACCUGGCCCAUCCAUCUCUGUCUCUUGCCUGCUCCAACCCCACCUGCUGGGUCAUCUACAUCCAGGGGUGAUGCCUCUAGAAGCACCCAAGCGCGGGACCUGGAUGUCCCUAGGAGCAGAUCAGGGUGGAACUCUUGCCAACCCUCUCUCCCACACAGGGACCCUGUCCUGGGGUCCACUCUGGGCAGCAGUUCUGUCUCUCCCAUUUUGAGACAAGAAAUCUACAAAGCUGUUUUCUGUUGUUCUAAAGGAUACCCCUCCCUCAAUUCCCCUAAUAAAAAUUUUGUGUUUACCUC
Messenger RNA from Nannospalax galili (Upper Galilee mountains blind mole rat), 3125 nucleotides. It is a transcript of the gene Zdhhc8, whose product is annotated as zinc finger DHHC-type containing 8. The transcript is spliced from 11 exons. The record is from RefSeq and is a predicted model, not a curated record. Bases 45 to 2375 code for a protein of 776 amino acids. Gene Ontology annotation, molecular function: palmitoyltransferase activity. Gene Ontology annotation, biological process: protein palmitoylation. NCBI's taxonomy places the organism in Eukaryota, Metazoa, Chordata, Mammalia, Rodentia, Spalacidae.